AGAAGAUUACUGGCUUUAUAAAUUAAAAGACGCUUUGAAUUUUCUAAUUCAGUCAAAUUUUAAUUGCAUGUCUGUGAAGUAGCCAAAAAGGAGAUGUCUUUGGUGAAUAAAAGUGCUUUAGUUACUGGAGCAGUAGGAGGAAUUGGAUCAGCAAUUUGUGUCGAACUCCUGAAGAAUGGGAUUAAAUAUCUUUCUGCUCUUGAUCUAAGUUCAGAGGAACCCAAGAUUAUCAGUGAGUGGAGGAAGAAGUAUCCAAGAGUCUCCAUCAAGUACUUCAAAGUAGACGUGACCUCCAAGGAAGAGCUGGAAAAAUGCUACUCAGAAUUCACAAGUGGGAUCCCAAACUUGGACAUCGUAAUAAAUUGUGCGGGGAUCUACAAUGAAAGUAUUCCAAAGAAAGUGGUAGAAGUGAAUCUUUUGGGUGUUAUUCAAUCGACAAUAAUCGCCAUUGAGUACAUGAGGGCGGACAAGGGCAAAGGGAAAGGUGGUGUUAUUUUAAAUAUUGCGUCCAUCACCGGAUUGAACCCAUUCUCUAUCUCACCAACCUAUUCUGCAACGAAGUUCGGUGUUAUCAGCUACACACGCGCAGUUGCCUAUAAGCGUGAUCACUUGGGAAUCAAAUUCCUCAGCCUUUGUCCAGGAGUAACAGAUACGGAACUGUUCCACAAUUGUUUAAACAUUUCCUUCAUGUCCACUAAAGAGAGGGAAGAUAAUGUUAAAACUAAACUCGAAAUGCAAAGUUCCGAAGAUGUUGGAAAAGCAGCAGUGAAAUAUAUUUUAACAGGACAAAGUGGCAGUGUUUAUAUCAUUGAAGGUGGUGAAUUUAAGGAACAUCCUGUAAAUGAAAUGCAGAUCUGAAUCAGAAUUUUUAAAACAAGAUAAUUGAAUGUUAACGAGAUGGUAUCAUUGCAAAAUAAAAUCUUUCAAAAUUUUGAAA
Messenger RNA from Phlebotomus papatasi, 937 nucleotides. RefSeq names its product alcohol dehydrogenase 1-like. The record is from RefSeq and is a predicted model, not a curated record. The transcript is spliced from 2 exons. Gene Ontology annotation, molecular function: oxidoreductase activity, acting on the CH-OH group of donors, NAD or NADP as acceptor. The coding region runs from base 94 to 858 and encodes 254 amino acids. Gene Ontology annotation, cellular component: cytoplasm. Lineage: Eukaryota; Metazoa; Arthropoda; Insecta; Diptera; Psychodidae.